Messenger RNA from Plutella xylostella (diamondback moth), 1498 nucleotides. RefSeq names its product Solute carrier family 35 member B1 homolog meigo (gene meigo). Gene Ontology annotation, biological process: UDP-galactose transmembrane transport. NCBI's taxonomy places the organism in Eukaryota, Metazoa, Arthropoda, Insecta, Lepidoptera, Plutellidae. Gene Ontology annotation, cellular component: endoplasmic reticulum membrane; Golgi membrane. The record is from RefSeq and is a predicted model, not a curated record. Gene Ontology annotation, molecular function: UDP-galactose transmembrane transporter activity; UDP-glucose transmembrane transporter activity.
UAGGUACCUAUAAUGUAUGCCUAUACUGUGCUAAACCAUUUUUAAAUCUCAGAAUAAUAAUGAAAUGAUAUAGGUAACUCGCGCUACGAUCGUAUGUGCUGAAUGUAUAUGAAACAAUAAUGACAGCACUGAGACUGACAGUGACAGAUGACAGGCAACGCCAACGCUAGAGAUGACGUGAAAGGGAGGACGUGUUUAUUUUCGAUUUGAUUUUGAUUUGCUCUACCUAAAUUCUUUUCUUUGAUUGAGCCGGCCGAUAUGAUUUGGUGAACUACACGCUGUCUGCUCAUAAAUUAGUCUUCUACUAGAUCUUAAACUCUAAUAUAAUUAAUAUAAAACCACUAAGUUAAAACUUUUAGAACUUACCGAACACAGUGUUGUGUAGCUUGAAAAUUAUUCGUAUCUUCUAAGUUAUUAUAAAAGCCAGCAUCAUGACAAAACCUAAGGGUGAAUUGAAGUUCCUAGUGUAUGCAGGAGCUAUAUUUUUCUGUUACUUCAUUUAUGGAAUGCUUCAGGAAAAAAUUACAAGAGGGAACUACGGCGAUAAUGAAAAGUUCACUUGUGCACUUUCUUUAGUGUUAGUUCAAAACGUGGCCAAUUAUGUAUUCGCACAAAUACUUAUGAUGUCUUGGAAACAUGAAGUUGAUACUACAAGGAAGAUGUAUUACUUUUCAUCUGCACUCACAUAUUUGCUGGGAAUGGUGAGCUCCAACAUGGCAUUGCAAUGGAUCAACUAUCCCACACAGGUGGUUGGCAAGGCAGCAAAACCCAUUCCAGUGAUGAUACUCGGUGUAAUUCUCGGCCGCAAGUCCUAUCCGCUACGCAAAUACUUCUUUGUCCUACUGAUUGUGACUGGUGUCAUAUUCUUCAUGUUUAAAGAUAGCAAGAAAGCUUCCGUUGAUAAUGUAGGAUUUGGAAUUGGAGAACUACUGUUGGUUUUGUCUUUGACUAUGGAUGGACUUACUGGAGCAGUUCAGGAAAGGAUCAAAAGUGAAUCAUCACCAACAGCUUAUUCCAUGAUGUUGAAUACAAACUGGUGGUCAAUGCUGAUUCUGUCAGCUGCGGUGUUGGUCAGCGGUGAGAUCUUCACCUUCAUCGGCUUCGUCACCAACUACCCUGAGGUCCUGAUACAUCUCGGUGGCCUGGCCAUCAUGGGUGCCCUAGGACAGCUCUUCAUAUUUUUCAUGGUGUCAGAGUUUGGUCCACUGCCGUGCUCUGUAGUGACGACUACUAGGAAGUUCUUCACAGUUCUGGCUUCAGUCAUCAUAUUCAGGAAUGUUCUGCUGGCUCGACAGUGGUUCGGCGCUGUACUUGUGUUCUCAGGUCUAUUCCUUGACAUUUUCUACAGUAAAGGCAAAAGUCCGAUAAAGAAGUAAAGUUACCGGAAGAUUAUUUUGGCGCCCAAGAGGUUAAUUUCUGCACAUAUUCCAUAUUUUUACUGAUAUAGGUAAUUUAUUUACAUAAGUAGAUGUAAGGGGAAUAAAUGAAUUAAAAUGUG